UUUCCAAAAAAGAAAAAAGAAAGAGAGAAAUCAAAUAAACUAAAAGUUAAGGGGCAUUUUAGAAAAUAACCUAAAAACUCUACAGAUCAAAAUUGACGUUGAUAACGAGGAUUGCAGUCCUUCCCCUUUCUUCUUCUCCUUCUGUUUCUUCUUUAGCUCCCAAUUCCACACUGGUUCCGUACAUUGCAGAUUCACAAUCUUAACUUCCACCCUCCAAUAAGGAGAAACAAAUCAACCCUUUUUUGGGUUUGUCAAAAAAAAGCUUUUAAAGAUGAUUCAGUUGUUGUUCAUGGUGAUAUUCUCAGAGAUGGCGGUGAUCAUGGUAUUAACAUUCAAGACACCGUUAAGGAAGCUGGUGAUAAUGGUUUUGGAUCGGGUCAAGCGUGGACGAGGCCCGGUGAUCGUGAAGACCGUGGCAGGAACCGUAUCCGUGGUUAUGAUGUCGAGCGUAUACAGCAUGAUGAAGAUCCAGAAGCGUUGGAUCGAUGAUGAAGUGGCUAAUCCAACGGACCAGGUUCUCAUGGCCAAAAACCUUCUUGAGGCUACUCUCAUGGGGGGUUCACUUUUCCUAGCACUAAUGAUAGACAGAUUGCACCAUUAUAUUAGAGAACUCCGGAUAAGAAGGAAGAACAUGGAGGCUGUCAAGAAACAAGGUCGAGGUUUUGAGGAUGGAAAACCUGGUGGCUCGGACGAAGUCAAGGCCUUGGAGGAAAGAGUAACCACUCUGCUGGGAAAAAUUAAGCAGCUGGAGUCUAAUCUUGAGACAAAGACAAAAGAGAUGACUGCUGCGGAAGCCAAAGCAGUUGCUUUAAAGAAACAAUCUGAAGGUUUUCUUCUUGAGUAUGAUCGGUUGCUUGAGGAGAACCAAAACCUUCGGAAUCAGUUGCAAUCUUUGGACCAGAGAUUGUCACGUUCAGAUAGUAAGAAAAACACCUAAGGAACUGAGCACCUGUUGCAAAAUGUUUUUCAGUUUAAUUAUCAUAUUUUUAAUAUAGUUAUUCUGGAGUUUUGUAAUGGAUUUUUUUAUUGCAGAUUAGUUGUAAUUCAUGCGUAUCAUUUUAAUUUUGGACAGAAAAGAUAUAAAGAAACGAAAGGUUAGAGAAAUUAGCUUCUCUAUGGACUUGGCAUAUUGUAAAACACUACAAGGUAAUAAUUUUUUUUUUUUAAGCAUAAGAUGCGCAUGGAAUCAUGACAAGGGAAGGUGGCAGGAGAUUUUGGUUUGGAAUUAAGAUUUUUACGUCUUUUAAGAGCAUUUUAACCAUUAAAUCAAGGAGCUGAGGUAGUUGGGGGUAGUAGCUUUAUGAUCCGGAAAAAUGGACCUGCUAACCAAAAAACUGUUUUGGUAGUAGCAUCCACCGUAGGAGUGAGGCUGACAGGAGGGCAUGCGCAUGAAUAGAGCAAACAUCGAUAAAAGAUUAACCACUCCGUAUAAAACUAUAACAACGAACGCAAGUAGUAUCUUUUUUGCUGCCAAUUUUAUAAAUCACAAAUUGCAUCAGCACUAUGUAUAGGCAAUAGUAUUUUAAGGCUUCUGACUUUGGGAAAAUUGUACGUCAUUUUCAUAUAAAAAUACGUUGGAUAUCCUAAGGGAAAAACCACUUAAACUUGUUUAAUUUGGUUUUCCGAUGGUGAUCAUCAGAGGCAUGAAUUCAUUUCACAUGCCGAUAGCCUUUUGCGUAGUGAAUUGAUCUUACAUCAGACCUCACAUGGCAGAAUGUUGGUUCUUACUCAUUUGCAUACCUUUGACUUUGAGAUGGAUUUAACCGUCAGCAAAGUUUUUUGCUUUUGUUAUGGGAUUAACUCGAACCUCAGGACUAGAUCUAAAAUCGAAGUUUCUAAGGACUAUGAACUCUGGCUGGUAUAACAAUAACAAGUUUCUUUUCCUAAAGUAAUAUAAAGCUCAAUAAUCAAGAAGAGAUGGAUAUGGAAGUGAUUAAGUAUCCGCCACCAUUGAUAAAACAAACACAAUAUUUCUCACUUGGUUUCACAGCUUAGACUUAUGU
Durio zibethinus is the source of this 2003-nucleotide messenger RNA. RefSeq lists its product as uncharacterized. Gene Ontology annotation, biological process: endoplasmic reticulum to Golgi vesicle-mediated transport; intracellular protein transport. NCBI's taxonomy places the organism in Eukaryota, Viridiplantae, Streptophyta, Magnoliopsida, Malvales, Malvaceae. The record is from RefSeq and is a predicted model, not a curated record. Gene Ontology annotation, cellular component: endoplasmic reticulum; endoplasmic reticulum membrane.